GGUCAAGAUCUUCAGUGGUUUAUUGCCAUUAAAUUGGUGCUCUCGUUGAGAGAAGAGAAACAUACUCGUAGGUUAACUCCCGAGAACGAGAAUGAUGCAAACAAGGAGCAAUGUCCCCACCACCAACCACGCCCCCGGCGAGGAAAACGACCCGAGAAACAGUAACGACACUAAAUGGAUUACCUCGACCCUUGAUACGGUCCAUGCGCUGUUCAGCAUGGGGUGACCGUAGAGCAGCUCCAGGCCCCGGAAGGACCCAACACCAAGCAUGCUGCCACUUCCCAGCACAAGAGGAAGAAGACUCGAAGGAGAGGUCCGGCAAGGUGCCAAUGAUUGAGGAGGUGCUGGAAGAGGGCAUUCUAGAAGGGGAGGAUGACGAGUCCAGCGAGUGCCGAGUGUCCGCCUUCAAGCGGAUGGGGGGCGACGAAACCCACGUGUCGACCUUCGACCGGCUCAAUCUUGGACACGACGGUCGCCAGGCACUUAAUGGUUCAGACUAUUUGUUUCAGCCUCUUAAUGGUUCAGAUGUCUGAAUGGUUAAGAGAUUUGCCUCUGAAUGGUUAAGUAUUAUACAGAGUCUGAAUGGUUAAGACCUCUUAUCUGAAUUGAUCAGACAUUUGCCUCUGAAUAGUUAAGCAAUAUACUAGCUCUUAAUGGUUCAGACCUCUUACUGGUUCAGCACUUAAUGGUU
Molecule: messenger RNA, 691 nt
Organism: Cuscuta campestris
Lineage: Eukaryota; Viridiplantae; Streptophyta; Magnoliopsida; Solanales; Convolvulaceae
Source: the annotation of a GenBank genome assembly